UCGUUCCCGCGUUUAAAAUGGACGGCAGUUGAAAGUUUAAACUGACUAGCAGUCAAGCAAAUGAGAUGAUCGCAUCUGCCCGACGCAGCCAAAGCUCGGGUUUUUAUACACAGGCUGCUGCCCAUUGUCAACACACCAUCGAACUCGUCCUCCGAAUAAUAAAGCCGCUGCCUCCCUCGCCUGUCGCAGCCGUCAGCCAAGAACAGCUCGCGCGCGCCACCGAUCCAGCCCACCAUGGCGGCACCAGCAAGCCCCCGCGGCGGCGGCGGCUCGGAGGCGGCGGAGGCGUACGAGGACCUGCUGCCGGUGAUGGGGGAGCGGCUGGGCGCGGCGGGCCUGCUGUCGGAGCUCCGGGCGGGGUUCCGCCUCCUGGCCGACCCGGCGCGGGGCGCCAUCACGGCCGAGAGCCUGCGGCGCGGCGCGGCGGCGGCGCUGGGCGUGGCCGGGAUGACGCCCGCGGAGGCCGACGCCAUGGUGCGGGAGGGCGACGCCGACGGCGACGGCGCGCUCAGCGAGGCCGAGUUCUGCGUCCUCAUGGUGCGGCUCAGCCCCGGCAUCAUGGCCGACGCCGAGGCGUGGCUCGAGGAGGCCAUCGCCGAGGAGCUCGCCCGAGGAGAAGAGCCCCGGCUCGCCGACGCCGACGGCAGUGGCACGGCGGCCCCGGCGAGCCGCCGGUCGGUUUGAUAAUCAAGUCGGCCUGUGGGCUGUGCGUGUCUCUGUGCCGUGAACCGUGAUUAGUUGUGAUGUGUCUGCUGUAAUUACCGUGAUGAUGAGUACUACUCCGUGACUGUUCUUGGAUGUAAUAAUAAUUUCGUGUAACUUUUUGCUUCACAUCUUCGUGCU
This is a messenger RNA of Panicum hallii, 843 nucleotides long. RefSeq names its product calcium-binding protein KIC-like. Lineage: Eukaryota; Viridiplantae; Streptophyta; Magnoliopsida; Poales; Poaceae. The transcript has a single exon. Gene Ontology annotation, molecular function: calcium ion binding. The coding region runs from base 235 to 684 and encodes 149 amino acids. The record is from RefSeq and is a predicted model, not a curated record.